Molecule: messenger RNA, 1359 nt
Organism: Triticum dicoccoides
Lineage: Eukaryota; Viridiplantae; Streptophyta; Magnoliopsida; Poales; Poaceae
Product: heavy metal-associated isoprenylated plant protein 23-like
Exons: 3
Coding region: 658-1143 (161 amino acids)
Molecular function (GO): metal ion binding
Source: RefSeq, a predicted model, not a curated record
CGUAAAGUUGCUGAUAAAUGAUUAAGGGCCUGUUCGGACUCCCUCCCGCUCUCCAACUCCGCUCCGGAGCGGAGCAACAUGCAGUGUUAAUUUGAGGAGCUGCUAAUAUGGUACUCCACCCGCUCCACUCCUGAAUGGAGGAGUGGAGGGCUACCGAACACAGCCUAAGUAGAAUUCCCAACGCUGAUCUUUCAUAAAUCAUCUCAUGCAUGAAGAAUCAAGCUAGCCAUGCACGCAAGAAGAAAUGAAUCAAGAGGCGCCCAGCACACGGUACAGCGAGGGGCAAGGUUUGGGAAGCUUCUGGCGGGCAUCAGAAAAAUACGGAGGCGGGCAGGCGGCCGGCCGGCUCGCCGCUAGCUGUGCAACAAAACAAAGCAAACAGAUUCCGGAAAGCAGGCAGCUUAUUAGCUAGGUGGAGUACCGCCUUGCCACAAAGCCAGCCAACAACUGCCAAGGGCCUAUAUAUAUACACAUACAACCCAUCGUUUGUCCAUCGACUCUCCAACCAUCUCAUCUCUAGCUAAGCUUUGCGCAAGUAGUGCUGUCACCAACUGAUUCAGGAAGAGAACAGAGUCUGAUUCGUCCGGUCCGUCCUUGGGUGUUUUCUUGACUCUGUUUCUUGUUGCUUUCGUCGAGAGGACAAAUUGGAUUGAGAGGAUGGGUGUGGGUGGGACUCUGGACUACUUGUCCGAGCUUCUCGGCGGCGGCGGCCGGCGCCGGAGCUACAAGCAGAAGAGGAAGCAGUUCCAGACGGUGGAGCUCAAGGUCCGGAUGGACUGCGACGGCUGCGAGCUUAAAGUCAGGAACGCCCUCUCCAGCAUGAAAGGGGUGCAGUCGGUGGAGAUCAACCGGAAGCAGUACAAGGUGACGGUGCAGGGGUUCGUGGAGCCGCACAAGGUGGUGAAGCGGGUGCAGGCCACCGGGAAGAAGGCCGAGAUCUGGCCAUACAUCCCCUACAACCUCGUCGCGCACCCCUACGCCGCGCAGACCUACGACAAAAAGGCGCCCCCGGGCUACGUGCGCAAGGUGGACGCCGUCAUGCCCGUCGCCAGCUACGGCGGCCCCGGCGCCGGCCCCGCGCAGGAGGAGCGGCUCACCACCAUGUUCAGCGACGACAACCCCAACGCCUGCUCCGUCAUGUGAGAACCUCCGUGAAGCAAGAGACGUCGAUGGAGAUCAUGUGUUCUUGGUGGCGGUGACAUGUUUGUAUGUGGCUCCAGACAGAGUGUAUGGCAUGCGUGUGUUGUCUAGAUUGUAAAUUUAAAAGGAGAGAAAAGAGCGUAUAUAUGGGAUUAGUCUUUGUUUUUCAGGUUUCUGUCUGCUGCAUGUGUGCUGGAAUCUUAAUCUUUUUCGAUCUUU